This is a messenger RNA of Exophiala oligosperma, 1424 nucleotides long. RefSeq lists its product as uncharacterized. Gene Ontology annotation, biological process: inositol phosphate biosynthetic process. Gene Ontology annotation, cellular component: nucleus. Gene Ontology annotation, molecular function: ATP binding; inositol-1,3,4,5,6-pentakisphosphate 2-kinase activity. The transcript has a single exon. The record is from RefSeq and is a predicted model, not a curated record. Lineage: Eukaryota; Fungi; Ascomycota; Eurotiomycetes; Chaetothyriales; Herpotrichiellaceae. The coding region runs from base 246 to 1424 and encodes 392 amino acids.
GGAGCAGUAAAUCACCGAAUCAAUGCAGAACCAACAUGGAUACUCUGUAGAUAACAAUACGGAGUAACACUUUUUUCUCUACAGAGUCCAUCGCACCAAUUUCCCAAGGCCAACUGGAACCCAAGUGGUUUCUUCGAAUCAGGUUACCCUUUUGCCGGAAAGAAUCAACCAUUCGACGAGGGAUACAACGGGCACAAAUAGUGACUUUGUCAUAAACGUACAUCACAUCAUAUCGUAUCGUAUCAAUGAACGGACUACAUCCACGACAAUGUCGACACCCGCAACCGGGCCACACUCCAUCUCCAGAAUGUCUGGGAGCCAUCGCAAACGCCGAAUUGGAUCUACACUAUCUCGCCGAGGGUGCCGCCAACGUCAUCUACAGCGUGUCGGUGCUGCCGUCUCCUUCUUCGGCCCUCCAGGAGCAUUCACACUGCUGCGUGAUGCGUUUGAGGAAAGACGUCCCCUCCACGAAACCAAUCGUCCAAGUCGUUUCGGAUUUCAAGAAUCGAACAUCACCUCUUUUCCGUCAUGUCGACACCGACACCGACACCGACGACACCGAAAACGCCUCUUCACUUCUUCUGACCCAAAAAUUGUACAAACUCACACCUUCCAUGGUUGAGAGCUUGAACGUGGAGCUUCACGAGAUGGAAGAAGAUACUCUUCCCGGCUCGUCGUUUCCAGAUACAAGGACAGAUAGGAGGCUUCCACCGCGGCCACAUCACAGACGCAACAAAUACCUCCCCUCGUACGAACAAGAACAGUACGGGGUACUGAUGCAGAACCUUCAAGGGCCGGGUGUAGAUUGGCUGAUCGAAUUCAAACCGAAAUGGCUCGUGCAGAGUCCCAGUGCACCCGGAAAUGCAAAGACUUGUCGAACAUGUGCUCUGAACGCCAUGAGACGAAGCAGCAACGAAUCCCAUCAAGGCCGUGGCGAUUCUGGGUUUUGUCCCUUGGAUCUAUUGGAGCAAGGUGGCGAUGAACUGGAUCGUGCACUAACCAAAAUCUGGCCCUCGGACUUGGAUCAGGACGGACUACCCGGGUUUGUUGCGCAGUUCAAAGAAAGAGUCCAGCCUGCCUUGUAUCAUCUUCGACGGCUGCAACGGGAACAUGGGGCCGUAGGGAUUGAUGAUUUUCGGAAGCGAUCCGUCGCCGAGGCAGAGACUGAAAAUCUUGGAGUGGCAAUGGCGUUGAGAGAUUGUAGUUGUUUCGUCGCGUUGAAAAAACGCCGUGUCGGCCACGAUAUUGGUGGUGAUGAUGAUGGUGUUGAUAUCAUCGACGUCAAGUUUGCAGAUCUUGAUUUGAAAACCACAAAAGGUGGAAAACUUGAGAAAUGGGCGGCCAUGGAACAAGAUCUUCUCGACGGAGGGUGGUAUACUCGUUCGGAUUUGGGAUGUUUGUUGUCUCGUAGUCACAAGUCAUGA